Molecule: messenger RNA, 1466 nt
Organism: Anopheles moucheti
Lineage: Eukaryota; Metazoa; Arthropoda; Insecta; Diptera; Culicidae
Exons: 4
Coding region: 126-590 (154 amino acids)
Source: RefSeq, a predicted model, not a curated record
UACGUGAAGUGCGUUCGUUUGCUCUGCAGAGCGGUCGGAAAUUUCCAGCGAAAGUAAAGCAAAACCCCGCAAAAAGCUCAUCCCUUCCAGAAUUAAAGAUUCGUUUGCAGCAACCACACAACAAGAUGCGUUCGUUCACCGUUGUUGCCGUGCUGGCGCUCAGCUUCUGCUACGUCCAUGCUGCCGAUGAGCCCGCCUCGAAGGAGGCCGCCGUCGCCGCCGAGGGUGGCAAGACCUACAAGCGACUCAUCCCAGCGGACGUGCUGCGAGAUUUCCCCGGAAUGUGCUUUGCCUCGACCAAGUGUGCCACGUUCGAGCCGGGCCAGUCCUGGGAGCUGACACCGUUCUGUGGUCGCUCCACCUGCGUGCUGUCCGAUGACGCUCAGCCACGCCUGCUCGAGCUGGUAGAGGACUGUGGACCGCUGCCACUGGCCAACGAUAAGUGCAAGCUGGACACUGAGAAGACAAACAAGACGGCUCCCUUCCCGUCCUGCUGUCCAUCGUUCACCUGCGAGCCGGGCGCGAAGCUGGAGUACCCAGAGGUGAAGACUGCCUCAGAAUCGGCCACGGAGCAGUCUGCCAAGAACUAAGCGUCGUGUCGUCGUGUUGGCACUACUUUGCCAUUCGGUGCAAUCCAGCACACCGGCAUACAGCAGCAUCUUAAUCUACGCGACAAGCUCCUAUCCUAAGAGUUAGAACAGACAAAAAAAUCUCACAGACACAUAAAGCAGCGAGCAUAACAUAACCAUUUUAAAACCCCCAUUCCCAAGUACGACCCAAGUCAUGCGAAUACGUGUUGACAUUUCAAUAUGUUUCCAUUUUUUUCUGUUUGUAAUUUGUUACCAUUUACAUACUUCCGGUAUCUCCGAACAGAGGUUUAUUUCGAAUAGGAAGAGGUAGCGGCAUACUACCCCUAUGAUCCUCGACAGUAACAGCAAGCAGUAUAUGAACAAUUAGUCAAGUUUGUGAUAUUAGAAGUAUAUAUUUAUCUGGAGAGGAAACGCAAAAGCAAACAGCAAACGCCACAAACACCGAACACCAGAACCCAACGUCAGAAACCAGACGGUACAGCAGUAGUGCAGUAGUAAUGUAAGUGAAGAUCCUACCGUACGAUAGUUACUGCUUACACGCUCCAAAACGAUCGCUUGUGUUGGUAUGCAUGGGUUAGCAAGGAAGCUUUCUGUUAGGAUACUGCAUCGGGAAAAACAAACAAACAGCAACAUUACACUGGUUUCUCUGUGUUCGGUCUGCAUCGUUUGACACCAACCAUUCCACCUCAGAACAAACAGGCCCACUCCGUAAAGGUUAUUUUUUCUUCGCCAUCUCCUCAUCUUCAUCUACUUCCGGUGCAGACGAUCAUUAUGUAUUGCGCAAUGUCUAAAUACUGUUUUAAGUUUUUUGUAAUUUUGUUUUUUCGAACAAUCUUUUCAAAUAAAAUUCAAUUCAGUACUGAAUUAAUAAUGUAA